UAGGGCAGUGUUGCUGCAGGGACCUCGGAGAGGCUGUGGCUGCCUCCUGCCCUGCUGUCCUCCCCAGGAUGCAGUUUCUUAACGCUGACGAGCUUCUUGUUGAUGAAGAGGAUGAUAUUUUUGGAGAAGGACUGCCAACCAGGCUCCCAGAAAUCAUGCUGGUAGGAUCCCAGUCCUUCUCGCCGGGCGGGCCCAAUGGAAUCAUUAGAAGCCAGUCCUUCGCAGGCUUCAGCGGCCUUCAGGAAAGACGAUCCAGGUGUAAUUCCUUUAUUGAAAAUUCUUCUGCUCUCAAGAAGCCCCAGGCCAAACUGAAGAAAAUGCACAAUUUAGGUCACAAAAACAACAACCAUCCCAAAGAGCCUCAGCCAAAAAGAGUGGAAGAGGUCUACAGGGCCUUGAAAAAUGGACUUGAUGAGUAUCUGGAGGUUCACCAGACGGAGCUGGACAAGCUGACAGCCCAGUUAAAAGAUAUGAAAAGGAACUCCCGCCUGGGAGUGCUGUAUGACCUAGACAAGCAAAUGAAAACAAUCGAGAGAUACAUGAGACGCCUAGAGUUCCACAUUAGUAAGGUAGAUGAGCUCUAUGAAGCUUACUGUAUCCAGCGACGCCUCCAAGAUGGUGCCAGCAAAAUGAAGCAAGCCUUUGCAAUGUCCCCUGCCAGCAAAGCUGCCCGAGAGAGCCUGUCUGAGAUCAAUCGGAGCUACAAGGAGUACACAGAGAACAUGUGCACCAUCGAGGCGGAGCUGGAGAACUUGCUGGGGGAAUUCUCCAUCAAGAUGAAAGGUCUGGCUGGCUUUGCUCGCCUCUGCCCUGGAGAUCAAUAUGAGAUUUUCAUGAAGUAUGGCCGGCAGAGGUGGAAGCUGAAAGGCAGAAUAGAAGUCAAUGGCAAGCAGAGCUGGGACGGAGAAGAGACGGUUUUCCUGCCGCUGAUAGUUGGGCUCAUUUCCAUCAAGGUCACAGAGCUCAAGGGGCUGGCGACUCACAUCCUGGUGGGCAGUGUGACUUGCGAGACCAAAGAGCUGUUUGCUGCCCGCCCACAGGUGGUGGCUGUUGACAUCAACGACCUUGGCACCAUCAAACUGAAUCUGGAAAUCACCUGGUAUCCAUUUGACGUGGAGGACACGACCCCAUCCUCGGGUGCUGGGAACAAGGCAGUGGCGCUCCAGAGGAGGAUGUCCAUGUACAGCCAGGGCACACCGGACACCCCCUCCUUCAAAGACCACGCAUUCUUUAGAUGGUUGCUUCCUUCACCAGACAAGCCAAGGCGGCUGUCUGUCUUCAGUGCCUUGCGAGACACUGUCUUUGCCAAGCCGCAUGGCGGCUGCUCUGUCGGUGACCUGCCCUCCCUUGGCCUGAGCCCCAGGGCCGUGCUAGAGUUCUAUUCGAACCUACCCGAUGACAUCUUUGAAGACGGAAAGGCAGCUGAGGAGAAGAUGCCACUGUCCCUCAGCCUCAGUGACCUCCCCGAUGGGGACUGCACGCUCACCUCCAGCUCAGCUGUGUCUCCCUCCAGCUCGAGCUUGGCCAACCCCGAGAUCACCAUCACUGCCGCAGAGCACUCCCACGGCAGCCUGUGCUCCCAGAGCGAGGGCACGGAGGACAGCGGCUCCGCAUCCUCCAGCAGCUCCCUGGGCCAAGGCCAGGAGCCAGGGUGCCCCCUGCAGGGGGACACAGCAGAGCCCGAGAAAGCAGCCUUGGCCCCGGUUGCUGGCUCCAAGCCCCUGUUCCUGGAGGACGGGGUGGCUGAGGCCCUCCUGCAGGAGUCCGAUGAAGCCUCUGAGCUGAAGCCGGUGGAGCUGGACACUUUCGAGGGGAACCUCACGAAGCAGCUGGUAAAGAGGCUCACCUCGGCCGAGGGCCCAGCAGCUGCCGAGAGGCAGCUCUACGAGGGCUCUGUCAGUGGGGAGUCGGAAGGCUGCAGGUCUUUUCUGGAUGGCAGCCUGGAGGACGCCUUCAGCGGCCUUUUCCUUGCGUUGGAGCCGCAUAAGGAGCAGUACAAAGAGUUUCAGGAUCUGAGCCAAGAAGUCUUGCAUCUGGAUGAUAUUCUAAAAUGCAAGCCCACAGGGAGCCAUAGCCGGUCUUCCAGCUUAAGUCUUGCCGUUGAGAGUGCUUUAGAAAGCUUUGAUUUCCUGAACACCUCCGACUUUGACGAGGAGGAGGAUGGCGAGGAGGUUUGUCACGUCAGAGGAGGAGGUGCUGACUCUGUCUUUUCAGACACAGAGACUGAGAAAAACAGUUACAGGUCAGUGCACCCGGAAGCCAGGGGGCAUCUUAGCGAAGCACUGACUGAAGACACUGGCGUCGGGACCAGCGUGGCCGGAAGCCCUCUCCCGCUGACCACAGGGAAUGAGAGCCUGGACAUCACCAUCGUGCGCCACCUGCAGUACUGCACCCAGCUCAUUCAGCAAAUUGUCUUCUCCAGCAAAACCCCCUUUGUAGCAAGAAAUCUCUUAGAGAAGCUCUCCAGGCAGACCCGAGUGGUGGAAAAGCUGGCAGCUGUCAGUGAUGAGAACAUAGGGAACAUCAGUUCUGUCAUGGAAGCCAUUCCAGAAUUCCACAAAAAACUGUCUCUGCUGUCCUUCUGGACCAAAUGCUGCAGCCCAGCCGGCGUCUACCACAGCUCGGCGGACAGGGUGAUCAGGCAGCUGGAGACCAGCUUUGCCAGAGCCCUCAAUAAAGAAUACCCAGGACUUGCAGAGCCAGUGUUUCGAACCCUGGUGUCCCAGAUACUGGACCGGGCUGAGCCUCUGCUCUCCUCCAACCUGUCCUCAGAAGUUGUCACUGUUUUCCAGUAUCACAGUUAUUUUACCAGCCAUGGUAUGAGUGACGUGGAGAGCUGCCUGAGCCAGCUGGCCAGGCAAGUUUCCAUGGUUCAGACUCUACAGUCGCUGAGAGAGGAGAAGCUGCUGCAGACCCUGAAUGACCUCUCUCCCAGCAACCUCCCAGCCCAGCAAGAGGUCUUUAGGACCCUGGCUCUGCUGCUGACCAGAGACAGCAGUGAAGUCAGUGAGGCUGUGAGGCUUUUCCUGACAGCAGCCUCCAAAAACGAGCAUUUCAGGGAAAAGGCCUUGCUCUAUUACUGCAAAACAUUAACAGAAACCAACCUGGAGCUCCAGAAGGCAGCGUGCCUGGCCCUGAAAACCCUGCAGGCUACCGAAAGCAUUAAAAUGCUGGUGAACUUGUGUCAAUCCAACACUGAAGAAAUGAGAACUGUGGCCUCAGAAACCCUCUUGUCUCUCGGAGAAGAUGGACGGCUGGCUUACGAACAGUUGGAUAAAUUUCCUCGAGACUAUAUUAAAGUUGGAGGUCGUCAUGGAACUGAAGUAGCCACAGCCUUUUAAUUAUAAAUUAACUCUGCCUAACUACUGUCCUAAAUUUAGCCCUUUCCACCAAGAAGGUGCUGCAAUUUAGCUGGAAAGUGUCAAGAACUUGAAAAGUCCUGCUGAGAUUGUCUGGAAAUGUGACAUGUUACAGAAAGCAUUCAGAGUUUGGUUUCACAGUACCUUUCUACUUUCUCUUUGGCCAAUAGAACAGGGCUAUGUAAUAUUCAAUAGAUUACAUUGUUGGUUAUGUCUGACAAUACUAAGUAAAAAAGUGCAUCUGAUUAUGUAUGGAAUUUUAAAAUAGCCAUAUUUGUACUUUUUGGACGUUCUUCUAUAAGCUUGAAAUAGUCAUGCGAUAUUUCAAUAAAUAUAUGCCUUGCAGUUUUUCUGUCAUGUUCUCAGGGUUGAGUGGUCCUUUAGCUACCUAAUUUUACUUUAAAUACAAAGCACAAAAAAAGAAUUUCUUCAAAUACAAGCUUGCCUACAAAGCCUGGGAAAAUAACCCAUUGUCAGAGUCUAACUUUUGUAUUUUACUUUUUUAAGUGCCCAUUAGUAUGCUUGUUUCUCUUUAAUAUCCUGAAAUUCCCAAAUCAGCCAGGUGUGGUAAUACACACCUAUAAUCCCAGCACUUGAGAGGCUGAGCCAGGAGGAUCACAAGUUCAAGGCCAGCCUGGGGUACAGGGUGAGUUCAAGCCUGAACUACAUAGGGAGACCCUGUCUCUAAAUAAAUGAAUAAAUACAUAAAUAAAUGAAAUUCUCAAAUUAUAUUUUCAUUACAGUAAAAAGAUAGGUAGAUGACUAAGAACUAUCUUAUUAAGAUUAUAUCUAUACUCUUAAAAGCAAGCAAAAACCUUAAAUCUUAAGCUUUUUUAAAAUUAAAAAGUCAUUUUUUGGAUACUAUUACCUUACAGAUAAUUUGCUGCUAAGACAAAUCAAAGCCAAAAGUUAUGGAUUCAGAAAGCUGUGAUGUUCUUUGAGGCUUUUGAGGCUUUUUGGCCUCCUCAAAAUUGGAGGAAUCCUAAUGGGGUAGGAGUAGAGGGACAUUAGAUGUGGUCUGUUGCCAGGGACAGCGCUGCAUGCCUGUAAUCCUAGCAUUCAGAAGGCUGAAGCAGGAGGAUCACUGCAAGCUCAAGGCUAGCCUGGACCACAUAGUGAGACCCUGUCCAAACAAACAAAGAAACAAACAAACAAAAAGUGGUCCCUGCUGCUAUAAAAAUGACCAUGAGAUUAGGAAGAGGAUGUCCUAAGGAAUGGAAACUGUCCCUAGAGAAAUCUUUCACUAUUAGGUAGGAUGCCUGGCCCAAAUAGUUACAACAGCAGCUCCCAGUAUGACUUCAACAUAGCAGCAGCAAGUCCAUUCAACAAGGGCUACAAUACCUUUCAGAAUAGUUCUCACUAAGUAACUUCUCUUCCUCUAAAGAGUAUACAGCUGGGGUAUGCCAAGGUAUCAAAACAGUGUGCGUGAGUGUAAUUUAAACUGUGGAGUAUCAGUUGUAUUCUUGAUGUGUUUGUAUAGAAUAUCAUUUAGAUGCCAUUUUAAAUAUUUCCAUUUUAGCAAGACUUUUAAAAAGGGUUCAUUUCAUUUUAAAGUAAAAACUGUUUGCCAGGCUUCUGACAAAAUAGUUCUUUCAACUGUGAAGUUAUAAUGUAUAUAUUUUUGUAUAUUUAUAAAUAUUAUAUAUAUGCAUAUAUCUUUCAUUUUAAAGGUACAUUGUACAGUCUAUAGUUAGUGUGUAUUGUCUAUGGUUUAUGUUAAGUGGUUGAAAUAGUUCUUUUUAAAGAAAAUCAAAUCGCAGGUGUUACAGGGUUUUUCCCCCAUUGUUUUUUUGCAUUUUUAAAUUUUUUGUGAAUAUUGCAUGAGUAAUUAAUUCCAUAUCUUUUGUAUUCACUUCUGCAUUUUAUUUUUGGUUACGGGGGUGCUUUUAGUUUUGUGGCAUUUAUAUCAUCACUCAAUCAUGUAAGUUAAAA
This is a messenger RNA of Heterocephalus glaber (naked mole-rat), 5291 nucleotides long. RefSeq names its product RHO family interacting cell polarization regulator 2 (gene Ripor2). NCBI's taxonomy places the organism in Eukaryota, Metazoa, Chordata, Mammalia, Rodentia, Bathyergidae. The record is from RefSeq and is a predicted model, not a curated record.